AUGGCAGCGCUGGACACAGAUCGAAAGCAGACCCUGCGGGUUUUGACGCUCAAUUGCUGGGGCCUUAAAUUCUUCUCAAAGCUUCGUAGGGAACGCCUAACAGCCAUCGCGAAUCGUCUCGCUGAAUCGGAGUAUGAUUUGAUUGGCCUCCAGGAAAUCUGGGUUGAGUCGGAGGAUUGGACCUAUAUGCGCACAGUGUGUAAGGAGGUCUAUCCCUAUGGGCAAUUUUUCUUUACGGCAGCGUUCGGCUCAGGUCUAGCCAUCCUAUCGCGACAUCCUAUUGUGAGUAUGGAUACGUACCAGUAUCGACUCACCGGGACGCCUGUCUAUGUGAGCCAAGGCGAUUGGAUUGCAGGGAAGGGCUGUGGGUGCGUUACCAUCUCGCACCCAUCUCUUGGCCUGGUGGAUGUAUGGAACACACAUUUCACGGCCUUGGGCGGCCAAGUCGGACCUGAAUCGCUCCGGGCUCAUCGCACAUACGAAUCAUAUGAACUUGCACAGAGAUGCAAUGCCAGUGACUUGAAUUCCCUGCCUUCAUCACUGUGCAUGUCAGUAUUGCAGCAUAUUGCAGAGCUCCGGGACUCAUUUGCUGAUGUACAUGGCACGGCAGAAGAAGUGGGAAUCAGCUGCGAUAGCCCACAGAAUACGUGGACGAAAGGCAAAAAACUCGAUGAACAGGCGCUCAAGCAUAAUGGCAAACGAUUGGACUACAUCCUCUAUCGCAAUCCCGCAGCAGCAGCAUUGCAUUUGCAGUGUGUGCAGCAUGAGCUGGCCUUCACAGAGCUUAUGGAUGAUCUACAAGUGUCUUACUCCGAUCAUUUUGGCGUAGUAGCAACAUUCCAUAUGGUGCCAGGGGUCAGUGCAACACGGCCCCAAGCCACCGAGGAAGAACGUCGCGUCUUUGGUGUCUGCCUUGGUGUUCUCACAGUUUUGGUCGCUGCCAACGCGUGUGCGAGUGCAUGGCUGCGGUAUGGCCGAAGCGUGGCGCCCUCCAUUGUGACAUCCCUCCUAAUGGUUGCGUGCACGUGGUUUGGUACUACGGCAUUGUACAGUGGCGUGAUUUGGGGCGAAUGGCAUAAGCGAGCACUACGCUCAGCGAUGGCACAGGUCCAGAUAUUGUACGACGUGAACAAUAAGUAG
Messenger RNA from Malassezia pachydermatis, 1140 nucleotides. RefSeq lists its product as hypothetical. The coding region runs from base 1 to 1140 and encodes 379 amino acids. Lineage: Eukaryota; Fungi; Basidiomycota; Malasseziomycetes; Malasseziales; Malasseziaceae. Gene Ontology annotation, molecular function: sphingomyelin phosphodiesterase activity. The record is from RefSeq and is a predicted model, not a curated record. Gene Ontology annotation, cellular component: cytoplasm. The transcript has 7 exons.